AUGCGAGGAAGAGGGAGAGGUUCAAUGCGGUUCUUUGGUGACCGAGGCGGGAUGGAGCGCGGGGCGGGAUCGUUUCGUGGGAGAGGCGGCAGCCGCAGUAUGGGGGGAAGAGGAUUUUCACGUGGUGCUGGCACAAGCAGAGGAGGCAAUAACACGGGUUAUACGGCCACAAAGCACAACGAACCAUUGGAUGGUAGUGGUCGUAACAGCAAAACUGACAACAAUAAAUUCAGCACUAACGACAAAAGCAUCGCCGGAAAGGCAGUUGACAAGCGCCCUGUGCCGAGUCAGACCCAGCGCGUUGUAACCACGGUGACAGAAAAUGGUACGGAGUUACCGAAAAAACUCAACACCAAGGUGUUUGUUGAUGGUCUGCCAUACGAAAACGAGGUGAAGUCGAGCUCGCUGAGUGUGGAGGAGGAGUUGAUGCAGUUUGUGAUUGCAUGGAAGGUGGGAAAGCCACUGCGCCUCAUCAAGAAGGACGGACAGGGUUUUGGGUUCCUUGUUUUCCAAUCUCCGCACAGCGUGGAUGUUGCAGUGCGGGUUUUGAAUGGCCGCAAAUUCCUUGGGCGUUCACUGCGAGUGGAGGUGCCGAAACCGAGGGAUAUGGAAGGUGCUGGGGGAUCUUAUGGUGCCAAUGAUUCCGGGAAGUGCAGUUAUGCCCGACAAGUUCUUCUUUCAGACUUAGCUAAGGUAGCACAACCGGAGAUUAUCCGAGAGAUUCUGAGGGACGUGGCACCCCAGUUAGAGAAGCGCUUGGAUUCAAUAAAGAUGACCUCCAAGAAUCGGAAAGCUUUCUUGACCUUCCAGUCCUCCGAGGACGUCGAGGCUGCCGUGAAGUUCCUUGAUGGGUUUUCUAUGUUCGGUCGUCGUAUCAGCGCAGCGCAGGCUGCAGCGCCGGGGUCAUUACCGUAUUCCAAGGCCCCCAUUCGCAGUACCGCACUUCAUGCCGCCGAAGGUGUGCUGGUGGGAGACGGUGACGCCGAUAUGGUUGCGGCCGCCGGGCCCAAUCACGGGGAUGAGGGUGAAUUAGUCGUGCCUUUGGGCCUCGAUGUUCCUCCGGCAAACAGACCAGUGAAGGGAAUGGAGAAGCGGAAGCCUGCGCCCGCCGCAGCUGCAAAGCCCAAUGCGCUUCCCAGCAACAUCACUGGUGUGACGGAAAAAUAUAACUUACUUGACAAUGGUCCUGCAGAGGUGUUUGUUGGAAAUUUAGGUGAAGACGUGACGGAAGAACAACUGAAGGCCCACUUUUCGGUCUGUGGGAAAAUAAACAGCUGCAAAAUUAUCGUGAAUAAGAACACCAGGUUGCCCACGGGUAUUGCAAGUAUCGUAUUCGCUAUCCCUGCUUAUGCUGCAUAUGCGCAGAAACAUAUGCAUGGCUCCUGCCUCCGUGGGCACGUUCUUCGGGUGGAUCGUGGUGAAGAGGCCAGCGCCCCACUCGUCUCGGAGUUGCCGCCGCGGGAUGAUGAGGAAACAAUUGACGAGGACGGUUACAUGGAGCAUUUCGGUGUUACAAACAAGAAAGAGUACUUCAAGGGCACGUCAUUCGAAGAGAAACCCGGCUGUGGGAAGAAGAGGGCGAGGGACAGCGAAGCAGGCGGUGAGAAGCGAAAGGGCAAGGGUAAGAAGAAUAAAGGUGAACCUCCGAAAAAAGCAUCGUCGCCGAAAACCUCACAUGGCUGCGGCACAAAUGGGAGUCACCACUCUCGCGGUGAUGAUGACGACGACGACGACGAGGAGCAUUUCUUCGAUGUUGAUGAGGGUGAUAACGUUCGGGCAAAGCCCACAGGGAAACAAAAGAACACCAAGAAGGGAGCUCCCGUUCCCCGGAAGGGAGUGAAAAAAAAGGGGAAGGGGAAGAAAUCUUCUUAG
Molecule: messenger RNA, 1872 nt
Organism: Trypanosoma brucei brucei TREU927
Lineage: Eukaryota; Euglenozoa; Kinetoplastea; Trypanosomatida; Trypanosomatidae
Product: RNA-binding protein, putative
Exons: 1
Coding region: 1-1872 (623 amino acids)
Cellular component (GO): cytosol
Molecular function (GO): mRNA binding
Source: RefSeq, a predicted model, not a curated record